CACCUUUAGUUUCAGUGCAUGAUCAGGGAGGGUCUGGCCAGCAGCAGAAUCAAGUCCAUUGGAAACAUGGGUCUCACCACAGUGUCUGAUGAUUUCUCUGAGGACUACACCAGCUACCCAGACAUCAGUGAGGACACUGCCCCCUGCAGGCUGGAUGCGGUCGGUGCGUUUGGACGGUACUUCAUCCCCCCUGUCUUCGCCCUGGUCUUUGUGGUGGGGCUGGCGGGGAAUGGGCUGGUGUUGGUGGUGCUGGGGUGGCGACGAUGCCCCUGGCACCUGGCGGACAGGUAUCUCUUCCAGCUGGCGCUGGCUGACAUACUGCUGGUGCUGGGGCUCCCCUUCUGGGCUACGCAGUUUGCCCAUGGCUGGGUGUUCGGGGAGGUGCUCUGCAAACUGGUGGGGGCGCUGUCGACUGUGAACAGCUACAGCAGCAUCCUGCUCCUCGCUGGCAUCAGCAUCAACCGGUAUCUGGCCAUUGUGCAUGCCAUGCAGCUGUUCCGGCGUCUGCGAGCCCUGCACCUGCACCUGGCCUGCGCCCUCCUCUGGGCCAUCUGCCUGGCCCUCUCCAUCCCGGAGCUGUACUUCCGCACUGUGCCCUUCCAGCCCCAGGGCCGUGCCUCCAUCUGCCACCGGGGCUUCAGAGCCCAUGAAGCCCAGGCCUGGCGGGUGGGGCUGUGCCUCACCUCCUUCUUCCUAGGCUUCCUGUUGCCGCUGCUGGUGAUGCUCUUCUGCUAUGGCCGCAUUUUCUGCACACUGGAUCGGGCACAGCUGCUGGCCAGGCACCGCCCACUGCGGCUGGUGCUGCUGCUGCUGGCACUCUUUGUGCUUUGCUGGGCCCCCUUCCACGUCUUCCUGCUGCUGGACAGUCUGCAACGCCUGGGCUAUGUUGGCCGCCACUGCGCCCUGGAGCGGGUGUUGGACUUCGGGCUGCUGGUGACUGAAGUGCUUGGCCUGCUGCACUGCUGCCUCAACCCCCUGGUGUAUGCCUUCGCUGGUGUCAAGUUCCGCAGGGAGCUCUCCCAGCUGUGCUGGAAGGGACCGCGCCACAGCCAGGGCUCGAGCCAAAGACAGAUCCUCUCCAUCCGGGAGCAGAGCCACCAUAGAGGGGGAACGUCAGUACACAGCACCCCAGAGGGGGACACAGACCAUGACUACUCAGUCAUGCUGUGAGAGUGGCUGAGGACAGUGCGCGCCCUGCUCCAAAAGGCUGGGACAGGGCCUCUCUGCUCAGGAUCAUACCGAUCAGGGGCACCAGUGAGGACACUGCACACCCCAUGCAUCGCACCCAGUCCAGACUCCCAUCCCUCCCUCCCCCAGGGACACUGGAACUGGCUCCUGCACAGAGAGACCCUUUCAUCUGUGGUUUCCACCCCACACCAGCCCCUUACAAGAAAGGAUGAGGGGUGUUGCAACAGCCCCAGCUGGUUACAAAAUGCCGAGGAUGUAACAUCCUGCCCUGCUGCACAUUUGACUGGGAGCAACUGGGAUCUACCCUCCAGGGUUCAUCUGUCUGUCUGGGCUCCAAGCUGAGUCCCGGGGCCAAGGCCCCAAGCACAAACAGACACCGAACCACCAGCUCCACCCGCAGGGUGCUUGCAUGGAGAGCUCUGGAGUCAGCUGCCGAAAGAGCUACCCCUUGGAGAACAUGGCUCUUUUCAGCUCAGAGACCAAGCCAGUAAGGGCCCUGCCACUCUAGGUGCAGCAUUUCAUAACUGAACAGUGAGAUCAUUUAUCCUCAACCCUUAAAGGCUAAAAGCCCUAUAGAACAAAAACACAGGAAAGUACAGGGGUAAUUCCUCUGUUUUGCCUGCAAUCAGCAAGGAUAUUUGUAAAAGGAAGGGAUAUUUUAAGCAAUAAUCUGCCACCCCAAAAGGGGUAGAAAAAUGUUCUUUUUGUCUUUCAGAACUUCAGGAAAAGCUGGUACCAUCUGAAGAGCAACCCGGAAUACCAAGAAUCUACUUUCACGACAAAAAUUGUGUUUUGUGUUUUAAGUUUUGUCUUGUGUUGUUUGUCUUGUUGCUAGCAUUAUUGUGUAUUGUGUUACAAAAAAAAACAAACCCUACUGCAUUAGGCAGAAAAGGAUUAAUAAGCAUUUUAACUGUAUUUACAGAAACCAGUGUUGCAGAACGGCGGAGGUCAAGGAAUGCCAGUCUGUUAAUAGGGUUUUGGAGCAGAGAUUAUGAAUACUGUAGACCUGGUGGUAAUUAAGAAUAAGUUAAGUUCCUUGUCACAACUGCAAGAUAGUCUCAUUCACAAGCAGGCAGAUACUACUGUGGACUUGGUACAAAUAGAACUAGGAAACCUAAAACCAACACGGAAUAUAUGGUGGUGGUUGAACACCACCACGUGGCUGCUGUAUAAACAACAACUAGAAUUAGGGAAUAAAACUGCCUUGGCUGUAGGAUGUACUGAGACACAAAUUCUUAGUUUAGCAUCACUUGAACAUGAAAUGUUUUGAGUAAUAUCUGGGAAUGUUAGGGUAUUAACACAUCUUUUAAAACAACGGAAUAGGUCCUAGUUCAACACCUACGAAUAUGAAUGGAUGCAAUAUGUUUCCAGCAUGUUUAAGCCUGAUUUGCUAUUAGGUGAAAUUAUUGUUAAAAUUGCUCACCGACAGUCUGUGGAGACAGAAAUAUGGAAAGUGAGCCCGCUCCCAAAACUGACCAUAGGAUCCUUUUGGUUACCCCGGGUUAUGAGUCAGUGGGCUGGGAAAGAGGAGAAAUUAUUGUAUACCCAAGGGUGUACGGAGUGGAGCCCUCAGAAAUGGGUGUGCUUUUCCCUACCUGUCACCACAGAACCAUGUAGUAGGGAUACAUCCUUGGGAACACGUGUGUGGGAUGAACUAGAAAAUGUUAUGCAUGCUUUGUACAACGGACAUUGUGUAUGUGUUACAUCCCGGGAAACAGUAUUUUGGGAAGAUGCAAGUAUCAGCCAACCCCCAGUGGAUGAAUAUAGAUGUAAUGCCAGCGUAUUAUAUACUAGCAAUCACAUGUACAAUUUACCAAAGAUAGAAAAAGCACAGAGCACUAUACCUGCUACCCUGGUUAAUUUCUCUGUUACCCUUGGUCUGGACUCGCACGAUUUAAUUGAUCACUUGUUGUCAGAAACCAAGGUGACUCCGUUUUUACAACAGACACAGAGGGUAUGUCUACAAUACAAAAUUGGGAUAUAGGGAAGCGUGUCAUUCAAAUAUUACAUGCAAAUGGACACAUGCUAAAAAUUGCUAGGUCUGAAAAAGAACGAACAGCCUAUCAUUGGUAUGAUGUUUUUACAGGCUGGUCCCCGACUUCUAAGGGCAUAUUGUUUAUCAUGUUUCACCCAUUGCUAGUUGUGUUAAUAUUGUCCUGUGUUUGCUUGCUAGGAAUGUGUUGUAUGUGCUGUUGGACAAAAAGAAUGUUUGUUAAAUUACAAGCUCAAAUGGCCUCUCAGUAUAUUGCUAUGAAACAGUUGUAUAAAAUAAGACCCACUUAAGAAUUGUUCUUGAGGGGUCAAAAGGGGGAUAUGUAGUAGUAGGAUUUUAUGUUUGUAUUUUGUAUAAUUUAGAAUAAAGGAUAAAGAAUAAUAAUGUAGCAUGCAUUAAAUGUAUUGAUGUAUGAUUUGAUCAUAUUCUGCUAACCACUCUUUCUGAAAGCAGAAAUGAAUGGCCUAGUGUGCCAUUGGUAAAGAUGCAUCAGCCAGAAUCUUGUGUCUGAAGCUGAUUUCAAGGCAGUGACAGACCUUUAGAGUCACCAUUUUGUUGUAGGUUUAGCAUUUUUGAAGUAAAUAAAAGAAUGUAAUGAUUGUU
Caretta caretta (loggerhead turtle) is the source of this 3784-nucleotide messenger RNA. Its product is annotated as C-X-C chemokine receptor type 3. The record is from RefSeq and is a predicted model, not a curated record. Gene Ontology annotation, molecular function: C-C chemokine receptor activity; C-C chemokine binding. Gene Ontology annotation, biological process: immune response; cell chemotaxis; G protein-coupled receptor signaling pathway. Gene Ontology annotation, cellular component: membrane; external side of plasma membrane. NCBI's taxonomy places the organism in Eukaryota, Metazoa, Chordata, Testudines, Cheloniidae.